GCCGCCAAGGAUCGCCCGCGUCCCCCCAGCGGGACCCUCGCGGCACGGAGGCAAAGGAACUAGGAUCGUGUUCGCUCGUGGCGUUGCCGUCGUGAGCGCGGCUGCGUCGGCGCGAUGACGAACAACGUGGCUGACCACCACCCUGGGAACUCGGUUGCUGAAGGCAACCAUGAGGGGGACUUUGGUUGCUCCAUGGUGGAGCUGAGGAACCUCAUGGAGCUGAGGAGCACCGAGGCGGUCGCCAGGAUCAAUGACUCGUACGGAGGCGUGCAGAACGUCUGCAAGAGGUUGAAGACGUCGCCGGUGGAAGGCCUGUCCGGGAACCCAACCGAUUUGGAGAAGAGGAGGCAGGUGUUCGGCCAGAACUUCAUUCCUCCCAAAAAGGCCAAGACGUUCCUGCAGUUAGUGUGGGAGGCGCUUCAGGACGUCACGCUGAUCAUCUUGGAAAUCGCAGCCAUAAUCUCCCUGGGCCUGUCGUUCUAUCACCCGCCGGGCGGUGACAAUGAACUGUGCGGCCAGUCAACGGGUGGCGUGGAGGACGAGGGGGAGUCACAGGCUGGCUGGAUCGAGGGGGCCGCUAUCUUGUUUUCGGUGAUCAUCGUGGUGCUGGUGACCGCCUUCAAUGACUGGAGCAAGGAGAAGCAGUUCCGGGGCCUCCAGAGCCGCAUCGAGCAGGAGCAGAAGUUCACGGUCAUCCGCAAGGGGCAGGUGAUUCAGAUCCCGGUGGCCGAGAUCGUAGUGGGAGACAUCGCGCAGAUCAAGUACGGUGACCUCUUGCCAUCAGAUGGCAUCCUGAUCCAAGGGAAUGACUUGAAAAUUGAUGAGAGCUCACUGACUGGGGAGUCAGACCAAGUCAAGAAAUCCCUCGAUAAAGACCCCAUGCUGCUGUCAGGUACCCACGUGAUGGAGGGGUCUGGACGGAUGGUGGUGACUGCUGUGGGUAUAAACUCGCAGACAGGAAUCAUCUUCACUCUCUUGGGUGCAGGAGAAGGAGAUGAGGAAAAGAAGGUGAAGAAAGGUAAAAAACCCGGAGCCCCUGAAAAUCGCAACAAAGCUAAAACUCAGGAUGGUGUGGCCUUAGAGAUCCAACCCCUGAAGAGCCAGGAAGGGGUGGAAAAUGAGGAGAAGGAGAAGAAGAAAGUGAAAGUCCCCAAGAAGGAGAAGUCUGUGCUGCAAGGGAAGCUCACGCGCCUGGCGGUCCAGAUCGGGAAGGCAGGACUCAUCAUGUCAGCCAUCACAGUCAUCAUCUUGGUGCUGUACUUCGUGAUUGACACGUUUGGGGUGCAGGGCCGGCCCUGGCUGGCAGAGUGCACCCCCAUUUACAUCCAGUACUUUGUCAAGUUCUUCAUCAUCGGCGUCACUGUGUUAGUGGUGGCUGUGCCUGAAGGGCUACCGCUGGCAGUCACCAUCUCCCUGGCCUACUCUGUCAAGAAAAUGAUGAAAGACAACAACCUUGUGAGGCACCUGGAUGCGUGUGAGACCAUGGGCAACGCCACUGCCAUCUGCUCGGACAAGACAGGCACGCUCACCAUGAACCGCAUGACUGUGGUGCAGGCCUAUGUGGGAGACACCCACUACCGCCAGAUCCCUGACCCUGAAGCCAUCCUGCCCAAGGUCCUGGACCUCAUAGUCAACGGUGUCGCUGUCAACUCUGCCUACACGUCCAAGAUCCUGCCACCAGAGAAGGAAGGGGGGCUACCCCGGCAAGUGGGGAACAAGACCGAGUGCGCCCUGCUGGGUUUUGUGCUGGACUUGAAGCAAGAUUACCAGGCUGUGCGGAACGAGGUGCCAGAGGAGAAGCUGUACAAGGUCUACACCUUCAACUCGGUGCGCAAGUCCAUGAGCACGGUGCUGAGGAACGUGAAUGGCAGCUUCCGCAUGUACAGCAAGGGAGCCUCCGAGAUCAUCCUCCGCAAGUGCACCAAGAUCCUGGACAAGAACGGUGACCCCCGGCUAUUCAAGGUGAAGGACCGAGAUGAGAUGGUGAAGAAGGUGAUUGAGCCCAUGGCCUGCCAUGGGUUACGGACCAUCUGCCUGGCCUUCCGCGACUUUCCUGCUGUUUUUUUCCCGCGCUUUCCUGCUGAUGCCGAGCCAGACUGGGACAGCGAGAAUGAGAUCCUGUCUGACCUGACCUGCAUCGCUGUGGUCGGGAUAGAGGACCCUGUCCGGCCAGAGGUGCCAGAUGCCAUCCUGAAGUGCCAGCGUGCAGGCAUCACCGUCCGGAUGGUGACAGGGGACAACAUCAACACUGCCCGUGCCAUCGCCACCAAGUGCGGCAUACUGUUGCCAGGAGAGGACUUCUUGUGCCUGGAGGGGAAGGAAUUCAACCGGCUCAUCCGCAAUGAGAAGGGAGAGGUGGAACAAGAGCAGCUGGAUAAGAUCUGGCCCAAGCUGCGUGUGCUGGCCCGCUCCUCCCCGACGGAUAAGCAUACGCUCGUGAAAGGAAUUAUCGACAGCACAGUUGGCGACCAGAGGCAAGUAGUAGCCGUGACGGGCGACGGGACCAACGAUGGCCCAGCUUUGAAGAAAGCAGACGUUGGAUUUGCGAUGGGCAUUGCAGGCACAGACGUCGCCAAGGAGGCUUCAGACAUCAUCUUGACGGACGACAACUUCACCAGCAUCGUCAAAGCGGUGAUGUGGGGACGCAACGUCUAUGACAGCAUCUCCAAGUUCCUGCAGUUCCAGCUGACUGUUAACGUUGUGGCUGGCAUCGUGGCGUUCACGGGUGCCUGUAUCACGCAGGACUCUCCCCUGAAGGCUGUUCAGAUGCUGUGGGUGAACCUGAUCAUGGACACUUUUGCCUCCUUAGCCCUGGCCACAGAGCCCCCGUCCGAGUCUCUGCUGCUCCGCAAGCCAUAUGGCCGCAACAAGCCGCUCAUCUCCCGCACGAUGAUGAAAAACAUCCUGGGGCAUGCGGUGUACCAGCUAACUAUCAUUUUCACGCUGCUUUUUGCGGGGGAGAAGUUUUUUGAUAUCGACAGUGGCCGGAACGCCCCCCUGCACUCCCCACCCACCGAACACUACACUAUUGUCUUCAACACUUUCGUCAUGAUGCAGUUGUUCAACGAGAUCAACGCUCGCAAGAUCCACGGGGAGAGGAACGUCUUCGAGUCCAUCUAUCGGAAUCCCAUCUUCUGCACAGUGGUGCUUGGGACCUUUGCAGCUCAGAUCAUCAUUGUGGAGUUUGGUGGGAAGCCGUUCAGCUGCUCUGGGCUCACCCUGAGCCAGUGGUUCUGGUGUAUUUUUAUUGGAGUGGGAGAGCUCCUCUGGGGUCAGUUGAUCUGCACUGUCCCAACCAGCCACCUGAAGUUCCUGAAGGAAGCUGGACACGGCAUCACCAAGGAGGAGAUCCCAGAAGAGGAGCUACCUGAGGACGUGGAUGAGAUCGACCAUGCUGAAAUGGAGCUGCGGCGCGGGCAGAUCCUGUGGUUCAGGGGCCUCAACAGGAUACAGACUCAGAUCAAAGUGGUGAAUGCGUUCCGUAGCUCCUUGUACGAAGGCCUCGAGAAACCCGAAUCCAGAAGCUCCAUUCAUAACUUCAUGACUCACCCAGAGUUCAUCCUGGAGGAAGAUGAGCCUCGAACACCAUUCCUUGACGGCGCUGAAGACGACCCCGAGACUGAUGGACUCAAAAAGCGAGGUGGGGGUAGCCCGGGUGGAUCUACAUCCCUCAACAAAAAUAACAAUGCAGUGGACAGCGAUCAAGUCGAGGUCACCAUCCCGGAGCCCGAAAGCCCCUUACACAGCUUGGAGACAUCGGUUUGACCUUAGAACUUUGAACCCCCUCCUCCUCUCCACCUUCGCCUCUCGCCCUGUGUGAUAUCGGCACCAGUAACUGAUCACACACUGCGGUCACUUCAUGUCAAACUGCUCAUACGUAUAUCAUUUUGGGUUUUUUUUUGUUUUUGUUUUGUUUUUUUUUUUUAACAAUUAUUUAGCAGUGGGAACCAGAGUACCACAAUGCUGGGUGUUGGGAGGGGCUAAGCCAGAAUUGUACAUCUUCAUCCCUAGUUUUCAGUGGUACUCUCCCAAGCAAAACAGCCAGGUUAUUUCCUCUCCGAGAGUUGGGCUCCAUGCAUCUGUACAGGGGGUUCACUUUGAGAAAUGCAUGUUCAAAGAAAGUUCAAAUCGUCAUAGUCUUACAUGCACGCUCUCUGCCUGAGGGCUGGGGGUGCACUUGUGACUUUAUUUUUCCACUUGUGGUUUUUAGGGCUUUUUUGUUUUGUUUUUUCUCCUAAUGUUGGGGUUUGUUCCUUUGCUUGUGAAAUUUGCCCCCAGUAAGUUCACAGUGGGAAGUGGGGGGAGCUAGCACUGUGGUGCAAAAAUUAUAAACAACCAAACAGCCAGGGGGAAGGUGUUUACUCACAGGUUGAUAGAUACAGGGAUGUACACCAGUCUUCCACCUUUAAAAAUGGUACCUAGCCUUUACAGUUCCUCCUUUGUGUGUGCACACACACUUCUCUCCAUUUCCAAAGCAGUAGUUGUUAGACAAGGGAUGAAGGGGACUUUGAUGUAACCUUGCUGGAUUUGAAAGAUUCUGUUUUUUCUACAAAGCAAGGUAGAGGUGAACUGGCAAGGUGAGAGUGGUGAAGAAAAACCCCAGGAUCAUGAGAAAUGGGGCUCCUUCCUGGGGAAUCUUAAGAAAUGCCUCUCUCCUGCUCUUGAACAGCUGCAAAAGUCUUGGCAAGAGCCAUGCAACACUUUUAACAGCUUCUGCCAUCAGGAGCGGAGGGGGUCUUGGCACUUGCGUGUUCCAGCUUGCGUAUUUAGACUAAAUAAUCCUUGAGUGUUGGAGUACAAGCUGUGGUUAACUCCUAAGGAAACCCCGAGGACAAUGCAGCUGUGCCCGCUGGCUCUGCACAUCACUUCCAAAACAGUAGCAGGCUGAAGGGAGAACGAGCGUCCAGUUAUUGACAGUACAGCUGGGUCAAGUCAUAGAUCAUAGAAGGAACAAGCCAGGUAGACUCUCUAGCUGGUGGAAGGGAGAGGUGCUCCAUGGCUGAUGGGAGGACCCUUGACAUCCAUAGCUGAUUUGCCAAGGGAGGCACUUCCUUGCAGAGCUGGCAGGUUGGUUGGCUAGGUCUUCCAGAGAAGGUGCUGCAUUGAGGCUUUGCCUCACUUGCUGCUUUUGUGAAGGCCAUCUCUUCACCCUGCUUCCUGCCUAACCUUGGUCUCUUCUAAUCAUUUAUCUCCAGGUGAGACUCCAGCAGAGGCCCUGGGUGUCCUGGGCAAAAUUGCCCUGAACUAACCCUCUUGCAAAGCCAAGAAUGGGCCAGACCAGGAGACAGGAGUUUGGUUUGCUUGGGCUUAGUUUCUUCCCUGUGGGGCUCGUGUUGGUUCAUCCCCAGUUGUUGGCCCCAGAUGGGAGGGGCUGGAAAAAGCUCUGCUGCCUUCUCUCCUUUGUCCCAUGUGGUUUGGUUGGAAGCAUUGAGAACCUGGUUGUAACUGGCUGUACAACGUUGUCGUCUUUGCCCGGCCUCCUUCCCUGUAAGCAGAGAGGUUUUAGUGACAGGGUGGGGUGGCUGGUUUCUUUUUCUUUUCUUUUCUUUUCUUUUUCUUAAGAACGCACAGCAGAAUCUCCCGUGCCUUCUCCGAGCACUGCCUGCAGCACCGCCUGCCACUCGAGAGCCCAGUACUUUGCCAAGAAAUAAGUGUUCCUUAAAUGACAACAACCAAAACCCAGUGUCUUGGUUUCCUUUCCAGUCCAGCACUGACUUGUCCCUUCCUUGGGGUGGGAGGAGGGAAAGACGAGGUCACGCCGCGCCAUUCCUCUCCCAGGUAGCUGACGAAAAGCCCUUCUCCCAAGAGUCUCCUGCCUCCGUGCUGGCAAAGGCAGGUGAGCGCUGGGCUCCAUACACUGCCAACAGCAAGAAGAAAUUGCCACCACUGCCCAUCUCAGUUGCAAAUCCAGUGUCGAGACACCUGCCCCUGCCCAUGCAACCCAUCGCUGUCCUCCCCUUUUGUUCUUCACACAAGCUGAGAAAGCACCUUGGGCAGAACUGGGGGGGCGGGUGGGGGGCUUGCGGUUUGGUUAGCUGUACGCAAGUGAGGUGACAGGAAAGCUAAAGAGGGUUGGUGGGGCUUUGUUCUGUUCUAAAGGUGACAUUGCUUAAAAGAUCACUUUUUCUAUU
This is a messenger RNA of Struthio camelus australis, 6131 nucleotides long. The record is from RefSeq and is a predicted model, not a curated record. NCBI's taxonomy places the organism in Eukaryota, Metazoa, Chordata, Aves, Struthioniformes, Struthionidae.